Messenger RNA from Ziziphus jujuba (common jujube), 2304 nucleotides. Its product is annotated as protease Do-like 2, chloroplastic. The record is from RefSeq and is a predicted model, not a curated record. Gene Ontology annotation, molecular function: serine-type endopeptidase activity; protein binding. Lineage: Eukaryota; Viridiplantae; Streptophyta; Magnoliopsida; Rosales; Rhamnaceae. The coding region runs from base 103 to 1992 and encodes 629 amino acids. The transcript has 21 exons. Gene Ontology annotation, biological process: proteolysis.
UCGUAUCUAGGAAUGAAGGAAUGAAGAGCCAGCAAGGCGGAUAAGGAAACCCGGCGCAGCAACGUUCUGAUUUUGUUGGUUUCUCACUUGUGAAGUUUCAAAAUGGCCGUAGCAGUGGGUAACUGCUGCUUCUCUGUGCUCACUUCCUCCGUAAAAUUCCGUUGCUCCGCUUCUACUCAACGCCGCUUCGCCACGUUGCACGGACGUAGUAACUCCAUCAAUGACAGAUUGAAUAAAGCGAGAGGGCCUUCUUCAUGCUCUGGUAAAUCCGACUGCAAGAAAGAAGCCGCUUGUAAGAAAGAAUUACGAGGAAAAGCAAAGGAUGGAAGGUGUUAUUUGUAUGCGGAAGGCUACAAAGGCAGUGCUGAUACGGCAAAAACUCAAUCAGCAGGUUAUAAAUUUGGAAUGCAAAGGAAGGACAAGAUAGAGUUGCAGUAUGAUUUGAAGGACCGGCAGGUGCUUUGUUCUCAAUUUCAGGUUGAAUCAGGAAAUCUUCAAGAUGCAGCUUUUCUUAAUGCUGUCGUAAAGGUUUACUGCACCCAUACUGCACCUGACUAUUCUCUUCCUUGGCAAAAACAAAGACAAUAUACAAGUACUGGCAGUGCAUUUAUGAUUGGGGAUGGGAAACUAUUGACAAAUGCACAUUGUGUUGAACAUGAUACACAGGUUAAGGUGAAGAGGAGGGGAGAUGAUACCAAAUAUGUUGCCAAGGUUUUAGCCAGAGGCGUUGAUUGUGAUAUAGCUUUGCUAUCAGUAGAAAGCAAGGAAUUUUGGAAGGAAGCUGAACCUCUUUAUUUAGGACAUUUGCCACGUCUUCAGGAUUCGGUAACUGUUGUAGGAUAUCCCCUUGGAGGAGACACCAUUUCAGUAACAAAGGGUGUCGUAUCACGUAUAGAGGUAACAUCAUAUGCUCAUGGGUCAUCCGAUUUGUUGGGCAUUCAAAUUGAUGCAGCAAUAAAUCCUGGUAAUAGUGGUGGUCCUGCUUUCAAUGACCAAGGAGAGUGCAUUGGUGUGGCAUUUCAGGUCUACAGAUCUGAGGAGGUUGAAAAUAUUGGAUAUGUAAUUCCCACGACAGUUGUCUCUCAUUUUUUGAAUGACUACGAGAGGAAUAGAAAGUACACUGGUUUCCCUUGCCUUGGCGUGUUGUUACAAAAGUUGGAGAAUCCAGCAUUACGAGCAUGUUUAAAAGUACAGUCUAAUGAGGGAGUUUUGGUGCGUAGAGUUGAACCUACUUCUGAUGCACAUAAUGUCCUAAAGGAGGGAGACGUGAUUGUAAGCUUUGAUGAUGUUCAUGUGGGUUGUGAAGGAACAGUGCCAUUCCGAUCAAACGAGCGUAUUGCAUUUCGCUACCUCAUUAGUCAAAAAUUUGCAGGUGAUGUUGCAGAACUUGGUAUCAUCAGAGCAGGGGAAUUUAUGAAAGUUAAAGUAGUUUUGAAUCCACGAGUGCAUUUGGUUCCUUAUCAUAUUGAUGGAGGUCAACCAUCCUACCUGAUCAUUGCUGGUUUGGUCUUUACCCCACUUUCAGAACCAUUGAUAGAUGAGGAGUGUGAAGACUCUAUUGGGUUAAAGCUCUUGGCAAAGGCUCGAUACUCUCUGGCUAGGUUUAAAGGGGAACAGAUUGUAAUCUUGUCCCAGGUCUUAGCAAAUGAAGUUAACAUUGGAUACGAAGAUAUGAGCAAUCAACAGGUUUUGAAGUUGAAUGGAACUCAAAUAAAGAACAUUCAUCACUUGGCACACCUUGUAGAUUCAUGCAAGGACAAGUACUUGGUCUUCGAAUUCGAAGACAAUUAUAUAGCUGUCUUGGAGAGGGAAACAGCUAGCACAGCUUCAUCCUCUAUUCUCAAAGGUUAUGGCAUUCCAUCUGAAAGAUCUUCUGAUCUGCUGGAGCCAUAUGUAGAUUCUCCGGAAGACAAUGUAGCAGUAGACAAGGGUUCUAGUGAUAGCCCAGUUUCCAAUUUGGAAAUUGGCUUGGAUGGACUCCUUUGGGCGUAGUUAUAUGUUUAGAAGUGCAACUUGGAAAUUUUUUACUGCAUCAUAAUAGGAGACAGAUUGCUUAUGGGUAUAAUUUAAUGCCAUAAGAUCAGGGUUUUCUUUCUUUAUUUUUCUUUUGUUUCUUCUUUCUCGGUGAAACAACCGAGGGUGAAAAUUUUGGGGGUUUCUUUUUGGUUGGUUUUGGUGGAGGGGAUAAAUUAUGUUUGGAUGUUGCAAAGCUGAGCGUGAAAUCGUUAAUGUAAUUGAUGUACAAUAUCAGAGAGUUAAAUUGUUUAUCAUUUAAUUUAAUUAAGAAAUGAAUCCUUUUUUUUU